CGAGCCCGACGGAAGAUCUAGGCUCAUUCCGAACCUUCUUCCUCGUCUUUUCUCAUCAUCUUCCUUCACCUUGCGAUAGCAGCUCCUUUCUCUUCCUUCCUCGCUGCUUACCUCCCAUUCAUCAUGUCGUCCACAGCCGUCUCUUUACCACAGGGCGGCGUAUACGACGUGACUGUCUUCGGCGCAACUGGUUUCGUCGGCCAGCUCUGCAUCCGACACCUCGUGGACCAUCCCGACUUCACCUCUGGCGCCUUCACAUGGGCCAUUGCCGGUCGUUCUGCAUCAAAACUCUACUCGCUCAAGCAGAAGUACUCUCUCCCCGCCAGUGUGGGCAUCAUUGAGGCGGACACGUCCAAGCCUUUGGAGGGUGGACUGGAGAAGAUGGUCAAGCAGAGUAGAGUGGUGAUGAAUCUUGUGGGGCCUUAUUCGGACUAUGGCUCAUUCCACCUCGCUGAGCUCUGUGCGCAACAUGGUGUCUCGUACACUGAUUUGAGCGGAGAGUCCCUGUACAACAAGAACCUUGUGGAGAAGCUGCACGAGACGGCCAAGAAGAGUGGGGCGACGCUGCUGCCUAGUGUGGGCUACGACUCGCUGCCGGCGGAUCUGUCCGUUUACCUUGGCGCGAGGCGGGUGUUGGAGAACGCUGAGAAGAAGGGAGCACAGGUCGGUCAUAUUGAGGCUACCGCUGGAGGCAGCGUCAUGGGCUCAGCAAGCGGUGGCACUCUUGCCUCCUGGCGAUCGAUGGUGUCAGGGUCAGAUCCAUGGCAGAUGCUGUGGCAGAAACCCACCGCCAUUUGCGACUCUCUCUACAAAUCGUCCUCCAGUCCAAAGCCUACAUCUGAGAUACUACUGCGCUAUGCCCAAUGGCUGCCACAGUGCAAUGGAUACGGAGCACUCAAUCCCCUCGGCAUCCACAAUGCCCGAGCUGUCUACCACACCGCCGCUCUACUGAAUGUGGAGCCAGACAGCGACGACCGCAAGACAAAGUACAGCCCCACAUUCCAGUUCGUCGAUUUGCUGGUACACGCAGCCAGAGCCCCCUCGCCAAUCUCUUGGUUGGUUGCCAUCAUCGCCUCUUCGGCGGUACGCAUCGUGGCGCUCUUGAUGGCCAAUUCUGCCCUCGUGCGGAGUCUAUCUGCCAAGCUCGUACCUGUGGGUACUGGUCCUUCUGAGAAGGCACAGCGAGACGGCUUUGUGAACAUGAAGACGCUCGUCGUAGGCUGGAAGUCGGUGGACGACGUCAAGGGCGGACAACAGCGGACGCCCAUUGCUGCUAGCGUUGCCCGAUGGAAGGCCUCAAAAGCCGAUCCUGGCUACCUGAUGACCUCCCGCGUCAUCUCCGAAGUCAGUCUGCUCGUCGCUUUUGAUCGGAAGAAUGGAGACAAGAAGAUCCACUCUGGCGUGAGGACGGGCGCAACGAUGAGCAAGAAUCCUGCACCCCUCGUCGAGCGACUGCAAAAGUAUGCCAAGAUCGAUAUCGGCGUCGAGGAUUGGGACUAUGAGAGGAAAGGCGUCUUCAACAGUCUAGCUGGAGCUAGCUCUAGCACAUCGUCCGUAGCAGUGGCAUCAGCAGAAGCGAAGGACGCACUACCCCUGUCACUACCUGCUGAUCCGACCAACUCUUCGCCAUAUCCUCACUGCCCAGCAGGCUACAUUCCUCUCUCUGAAACGGACGGUGACAUUAUCCAGAUUACGUAUGAGCCGCUGGAUAUUGGCAAGAUGACCGAGGAGGUUUCGUCGAGGUGGGCCGGAGCAGUCGUGGCUUUUCUGGGGAUGACGAGGGAUGAUCGGACAGCUGGUAAGGGAGAAGAGGAAGGUGAGUGUGAACAGAGAGGGAGAGGCCAAUAGGAAACGCAGUACAUUGACCCGCGGGCGCUUCUUGCCUUCCCU
Microstroma glucosiphilum is the source of this 1890-nucleotide messenger RNA. RefSeq lists its product as hypothetical. The record is from RefSeq and is a predicted model, not a curated record. The transcript is spliced from 2 exons. NCBI's taxonomy places the organism in Eukaryota, Fungi, Basidiomycota, Exobasidiomycetes, Microstromatales, Microstromataceae. Gene Ontology annotation, biological process: Mo-molybdopterin cofactor biosynthetic process; glycolipid biosynthetic process. Bases 124 to 1848 code for a protein of 574 amino acids. Gene Ontology annotation, cellular component: plasma membrane; mitochondrion; lipid droplet.